AUGUCUUCCGGUUUCUAUCUAAAUGGUACCCCUGAUGAGGUCAAGAAUGCAAAGGGGCUUCAUCUUAUAACAAUGUCAACACCUAAUGGCAAGAAAGUUCAGAUCAUGCUUGAGGAACUGAAGGCAGUAUAUGGCACCGAAUACACUCACACUCUUAUCAAUAUUACAAGCAAUGAGCAGAAGAAAGACUGGUUCCUGAAAUUGAACCCCAAUGGUCGAAUUCCUAUUCUGAUUGAUAACACCAAAACACCUCCAUUCCCUGUCAUGGAGACAAGUGCAGAGCUGCUCUACCUUUUGAAAGAGUUUGACAGCAAUGACAUGUUCGGAUUUAAGGAUGAGCUGGAGAGAAAUGAGUGCCUUCAGUGGCUAUUCUUUUGGCAUGGCAGUGGUGCUCCAUACCAAGGCCAAGUGAACUACUUUGCCAAAUUUGCAAGUGAGAAAAAUCCAGGAGCUCUGAAGAGAUUCAAGGAUGAGCAUUUGCGGACUCUUGGAGUGCUCGAGAUUCGCCUGUCGGGCAAAUAUACCGGGGAGCCUCGUGAAUACUUGGCUGGCAAUGGAAAAGGAAAGUAUUCCGUUGCAGAUAUUGGGACUUGGCCAUGGGUGAGUGGUUGGGACUUCUCAGGCGCUAUCACGCAGGAAGAUAUGAGUGCAUUCCCGCAUGUGCUGAAAUGGGUUGAUAGAAUUUCUGAGCGACCUGCCGUUCAAAGUGGAAUUGCCAAAAGAUGGCAAAAUUGGUGA
Molecule: messenger RNA, 738 nt
Organism: Sclerotinia borealis F-4128
Lineage: Eukaryota; Fungi; Ascomycota; Leotiomycetes; Helotiales; Sclerotiniaceae
Source: the annotation of a GenBank genome assembly